AUGGAUUAUAGCAGUGAAGAAGAGUUUGACAAUUAUAUCCACGAUCGAUUAGUCGAACAAAGAACAAUAACAACAAGAAAAGUAAUACGGGACUUUCAAAAUCCUUUCGAUUUCUACAGCUCGGAGGAAUUCCGAAGACGAUAUAGAUUUUCAAAAGACAUCGUUCAUAGUGUCAUUCUGCCAAUGGUUACAGAUAGUGAUUUAUUGACUAGAAGAGGCUUACCAGUACCCCCAAUAUAUCAGCUGAUAGUAACAUUGAGAUUCUACGCUACUGGUAAUUUUCAGAUGGUUACAGGAGACCUUAUACAACUGAGCCAACCCACAGUGUCAAGAAUUGUGAAGAAAGUCUCUCGGUUAAUUUGUUUCAAAAUUAGACAAUUUAUAAAAUUCCCAUCAAAUUUAGAAAUGAUUAAACAGCAAUUUUAUGGUAUUUCACAUUUUCCGGGAAUUAUUGGUGCAGUUGAUGGCACUCACAUACCAAUUCAAAAUCCUGGUGGACCUCAUGCAGAAGUAUACAGAAAUCGAAAAAAAUUUUUCUCAAUUAACACACAAAUAGUAUGUGGGCCUUAUUUAGAAAUUUAUGAUAUUGUAGCUGAUAGACCUGGAUCUGUUCAUGAUAACAGAAUUUUUCAAGAUUCUCUACUUAAAAGAAAAUUCGAGGAAGGUACUCUGGAUGGAAUACUCCUAGGUGACAGUGGUUAUAGUUGCCAAACAUAUUUGUUAACGCCAGUGCUCCAGACAGAGACAAUACAUGAGGAAAAUUAUAAUAAAGCUCACAUCAAAACAAGAAAUACAGUGGAAAGAACCAUUGGGGUCUGGAAAAGAAUCUUUCCAUGUCUGUCAAAGAAGAUGGCAACAAAUUUAACUACUACGUGCCAUAUCAUAGUAGCUACUGCUAUACUUUAUAAUAUUUUAAGACACUAUGGCAUUCCUGAAAUUAUUGGCGAAGAAAGAAAUUACCAGCAUCUAAACCAUGGAACUCAAAGAAGAGAAGAAUCUUCAUCAGGACUUUUAUUUAGAAGGAUGUUCAUAAUACGUCAUUUCUAG
Molecule: messenger RNA, 1047 nt
Organism: Papilio polytes (common Mormon)
Lineage: Eukaryota; Metazoa; Arthropoda; Insecta; Lepidoptera; Papilionidae
Product: putative nuclease HARBI1
Exons: 2
Coding region: 1-1047 (348 amino acids)
Source: RefSeq, a predicted model, not a curated record